Oncorhynchus tshawytscha (Chinook salmon) is the source of this 8845-nucleotide messenger RNA. RefSeq names its product rho guanine nucleotide exchange factor 17. The transcript has 20 exons. The record is from RefSeq and is a predicted model, not a curated record. Gene Ontology annotation, biological process: actin cytoskeleton organization. Lineage: Eukaryota; Metazoa; Chordata; Actinopteri; Salmoniformes; Salmonidae. Gene Ontology annotation, molecular function: guanyl-nucleotide exchange factor activity; protein binding. The coding region runs from base 554 to 8365 and encodes 2603 amino acids.
GUCCCGCCCACGCCUGGUCUAUCUCGUUCUCAGGCAUUUGCAUGUAAAAACAUAAAUCACAGAAAACUACAUUCUGUCAAAAUAAGGAAUACAGCAACAGUUCGGGAUUAUAGUGAAUUAGGAGUUUAGGGCAAACCGCGUGAAUAAAACGAUGGGAAAGGGUCUGGAAUAUGUGGGAAUCUAUGGAAAAGCUGCAGAGUUGACCAAGUUGAAGGAGAAAAGUUUGGGAAAACUUUAGCACUUCUUCGUGCAUGGAUGCGAUUCGAGAAGACAUGUAAGGUCAGAAUGCAGGAGAGUUCUCUCUCACGUUGUUUAAUUCACUGUCAUUGUAGUGUAAUUCAUUGCCGUUUUAGUGUAAACGCUGGUUUCUUGUUUUGAGACUCUUAAUUAGAGUAGAGUAGAGAGAAAAAGACUGCAGCAAAUUGUGGUUAAAAGUGUAGCCUAUUGUGCUAGCUCAAUUGAAAAGGGGUGAAAGCCUAGCCACUGUGGAAGAAAAAGUGCUUUACCGCAAUGAAUUAACAGAAGGAGAGAACAUAACAAAAAUACAAGCACAAUGGCAGAAACGGAGACAGAGAAGGUGUAUAGCAGGGUCUCUUUCAAAAAGUUUGAAAGUUGGAGCUCAAACAAAAGUCGCUGUGAAAUUCAACAAAACAAAUCAAAGGAUUUGGAGAGCAGUAGCAGCGCCCUUCCCCCUCCAUCUACGGCUGCGGCAGAGAAAGCGCAGCCCUCGGCUAUGCGUAAUGUUAGUGUGUCAAGGAAAGUUUCCAAAAUCUCCGCUGCCAGCCUCGACACCGCAGAGCUAAAGAAAGCCUCUUCCACUCCUCUCUCCUCCAUUUCUCCCUCUAUUCGCCAACUCACUGAAAAGUUCAGUAGCACUAAUUCGGCUCGGAAUCACGGAGCCCUGAGCCCUGGCAGUAACGUGGCCGGGAAGAGCACAACUUUACCCCGAUUUAAAAGCAGAAGGGGAGAGAGAUCCCCGUCUCGGAAUUUAUUCCACGAGGACAGUGGAUAUUUACAAGUUACUGACACGGUGUUAACAGAGUCUCCGACUGACACUAAAGUUAAGCAACAAACGUUUUAUUCAGGCACAGACUCUGUCUCUGGGUCGGAUUCGGAUAGAAAUCAACAAUUGAUUUAUACUCGCAAAUCUGCACAAGGCAGCAGCGUUGGGACUGGUAAAAGAGAUUAUUCCCAAAUUGAUCCGUCUAUCUCUGAUAACAAUAACUGCAGUGAAACGUUGAACGCUGAGGAUUAUGUUUUUGUCAGUGGGGCGCCUGCCUGCAAGUCACACAGGAGCUAUUUCCCAAGUCACCAUGGAGAUCCUCCUGUUCACAUUGAUUUAACCAACUGGCCCAGUGUCACCAAGAUCCGAGAGCUUUUUGGGGACAGGCACAGAAAGAAGCACCGGUCCACCUCUGAUGCAGAGGAUUUAAAGUCUGCUGACCACCUCGAGCUCUUCAGCAGCUCCAAAGAGAACUCUGUAUCAGGCAGAAGCGACAGGCAGUCUCCCAACAGCCCAACCCCAGAAGCCACUAGCCUCUCACUGUCAGACAGACACCGCAGCAGGGCUGCCUCCCUGGGCAGAGAGAGGAGACACCAGGGCAUGGACUCAGCCUUUCACCCUGACCAGCACUACUCAGACAAGGCAGAGAUUGAGCCAGCCAGCGCUAGUAUUAGUAGAAGUGGUAUGUUUCUUAGGGUGGCACAGCCAUCAAACACGCACAGACCCCACAGCCCCAGCAGUGGAGGAGAGGAGCCUGAGACCCGUCCAUCUAGUCUGAACUCUGACCCCCCACUCUCUGUCCUAGCCGCUGGCCCCACCUCCCCACCUCGGAGCAGCUCCAGGGGCCUCUCCUCCUCCUGUGUCUGCCCCUCUGUAGAGCAGCAGCAGAGCCAGGGGGCCGGACAGCCCAGGGACAGUUUACAUUCCUCACAUAGCUCCUCCAGACCGGUGGCCCCCUCCUCUGAUAGAGCCUCAGCCAGGGCAGCCAUCACAGCCCGCUGGAGGUUCAGCUCAGGAGACGAAGAAGAGGAGUACCACCGAGCAGGAGGAAGGAGCGCUCCCUCGUUAGGUGUCAGUGGAAGUUACCUCUCCCGCGGUAAGAAUGGUUGGUGGGGUGGAAAGGUCCCCGGAAGGUCUUCAGGCAGUGAAGAGGACAGCCCUGCUUCACUAGGACCUAGCCGAGACACCAUGCGACGCCGUUCACUGAGGAAGAAGAAGAAGAACAGCGAAGUUGCCAUAGCAACAGGACGAGACAAUGGUGAAUCAGACGACAGCGACGACGAGCAGACAGGUAUGAUGGAACACCUGGAGAGACACCAACAGAACACCGCCGCCACUACAGAACAGGCUGGUAGCUCUCGGAACCGGCUCAGAGAACCCGAAGGCUCUAGAAACAAUGCAGCGCAGAGGGGACGCAAUUACACUCCUAACCAGAUGGUGGCGCAGGAGAGCUACAGACGCCAAUACACCUCAGGUGGGCCGGGGACAUCAUCUCCCUUGACCACGCCCCUCACAGGGGUAUCACGGGUGUCAAAGGUCAACAUCUCAUCGUUUAUUUCGAGUCCCUGCGGAUCGCAGACCAGCAGUAGAUACUGUAGCACAGAGACACUGAAAGAAGACCAAGCUAGCUAUGCUAACAGAAUGGCUAACACUACUACUACUACCACCACCCCAGGCAGUGUGGUCGGUGCAUCCUCCUCCAUGCUCAGUAAGACCUACCACGGUAACUUCACCAUGUACCGCUCCCCCAGCUUCGGACAUGGGGAUAACUUAUCCCGCGCCCCUGUUAGAGUCUGCUCCCACCUUCUUCCCCCUGUCAAUCCACCAUCUCCAACCACAGGGGACACUCGAGGGGUUACUAGGGAGGAGACUACAGUGUUCCAGCGGUUGAUAAGUGGUGGCGUAGUCGGGGAUAAGGACAGGAACAGGAUGUCAGUCUCAAACCCGGAUAUUGCUUCGGAAACAAUGUCCCUCCUCAGCUUCCUGAAAAGUGACCUAUCAGAGCUCAGAGUUCGGAAGACGGACAGGUCAGGGGUUACUGAGGGGUCAUCUGCGGUGUACAGGAUGGGGUCAAGAGGUCUCCACCCAGGACUCCGCCCUUCAUUAAAGGACCUCACUGCAACUCUUCGACGUGCCAAAUCCUUCACUUACUCUGAUAAACCAGAAGGGAGGCAACAUUCAGAUGGGUCCUCGGCCAAAAGAAGCUCUUCUGAGCAACGUCUGGAUUUAGACGGAGAGCGUGAUGGAGGGAGGAGGGUGGUGCCUGCCAGAGAGGUGGAGAGUGACGGAGGGGACUGCAGAGCAGGGGGUUAUGGGGAUGAUGAAGUGAUGCCUACUCCGCUGCAGGACAGGUAUGUACAGGAGGCCAGACAGGUGAUCAGAGAUAUCUGCCAGAUGAGCGCUCGCAAGGAUGAUGAUAACGAGGAUGAUAUGCUAGCGACAGAUUCCACUGAGGAUGAGGGUUUCAAAAGGAAACAAGUGGAGGAGCAGGAGACAAAAGAGAGGGAGGGGAGAGCUAGGGAGGCUGAGGUUGACAUUGGGGCAGCCUCCAUUUCAGGGGAACAAGAGAAGAAGGAGGGGGAAUGUGAAAACAGAGAACGAGAGAAGUGCCUACAGAAGGGAGAUUCUGAGGAGAAUGUGUUUUAUGACCGAUUUGUUGAUGAGCUAUCGGGUCACGAGUCAAGCCUCACAGAUGAGGGCAUAGUCACAGAACCAGAGACUGGACCUGGUGACCCUGAGAGGUUAUUUGUGGGGUCAAGUUUAGGAUCAUCUUUGGCCAGAGAUGUGCUAGGUCAACCCCUGACUGUCUGGAAGCAGUCUGCUCUGCAUGAGGAGAAAUGGCCAGAGUUAAACGAGGGAAUGCGAGAGGGAUCGGGGUUAAACGAGGGAAUGCGAGAGGGAUCGGGGUUAUACGCAGGAGCGAGAGAGAAACGAGAGAACCUGGUCUCUGUUCCUGCUCUUGGGACUGAGACUGAGAGCAUUGAUGUAGUAACAGGGAUGAGCAGCGUCAACAACAACAGUACUAGUGGGAGAACUAAUGUAUCCCAGAGUGCCUCAGCCCCAGGACUUGAGGCUCCUCCCACUCCGAGCGCUAUCCGCCGCCGCCGUAAGUUCUCCUCAGCAGGGAACACAGGUUCUGACUCCAGCAACGGAAGCAACGGGGAGUCCAACGGGGAUCCUACUGUUUACCGUUCGCUAAGCGACCCCAUGCCUCACCGGCGCCACUCUGUGUCAGAAGAAGGGAAUAACAGUUUCUCUGUGGAUAGUAACCUGCUGGGGUCGCUCUCUCUCUCCUCCAAGGGGGCAGGAGGAGUCGGAGGAGGAAGUGUCCCAGAGUCAUCCUCUGCAGCUGAUCUAUCAGAGUGCACGGGCAGCGUGACCAGCGAGCUAUCGGUGUACAGUGACGGUGGUCUCCGUGACGAUAGUCUCCGUGACGACUACAGCAAUGUGAUCCGGAGCAUUGUUGCAGAGCCAGGAGCAAUGGACAGAUUGAUGACAGAUGACAAAAACAACGGGAAAGCCACGAAGAAGAAGUCCUUCUCGGACCCCAGUCGCCGUGGUGAUGGCCACCUGCUUGACGAAUCAGGGUUCAAAAGUCACCAUCACCCCAACGAACCAAUCAGUGAGCUGGAUCAGCUUGGUCAGAUCCCGCCCUCCAGCAGUGAGCCAAUCCUGAGUGAGCAGAGAGACGAGCUGUGGGAGCUCGGAGACGAACGUGGACGUCCAUUACGUAGUCGCCUUGUCAACAAUGAAGGUGGCAAACUCCGCUCCCAAUCAGAACGGGAGCUGCACUCCUGUCUCUAUGGUGAUGACACAGAUGGAGGGGGGCAGAUAUUGAACUUUGACCCCGAACUUGCGGAGGUUCUAUCUCCCAAAAUGGGCCGGCGGGCCUCCAGGAAACGCUCCAACCGAGUCGCACAAACAGCAUCGGAGGAGCUGGACCACUCGGAACCAGGUCCAGAAGACCACGGUCCAGAGGAGAGCCAGGAUCAAGACCAGACUGAGCUCAACCCCCCACUGCCCCCACCCCCCCCUAAAUCCAAAGCCAGGUCCAAGCACGUCCGCCACGCCAGCGAACCUGCCACCUUCAUCCCUAUCUCCCCACCUCCACAGCCCCCGCCUGCCUUGCUACCCGCCUCUGAACCCUCCAUCCUGUGUCAGCCCACUGGUGUGGAGGCCCCCUCCCUGGAGGAUGUGACCAAGCGGUAUAUUCUGGCUCUGAAUGCUCCUGGGUGCGAGGGGGAGCCGUCUGGGCCUGGGUCUGGAGGAACGGUGCCUGUACCAGACGGGUCCAACUCCAGCCCUGCUACUCCCACUGGUGCCAGAGAACCCAGACUGCAGAGGAAGAGCAGUGAGGAGCUGACCACACCAGCCCCACAGAGAGCCAAACCCAGAGUGGAUAUGAGAAGACAUGUCGUGAUGACCCUCCUGGACACUGAGCAGUCUUAUGUGGAGUCACUCCGGACACUCAUACAGGGCUAUAUGCGGCCUCUGAAGCAGCCAGACAGUGGAUCACUAGUUGAUCCCUCAUUGGUGGAUGAGAUGUUCUAUCAGAUCCCAGAGAUCCUGGAGCACCAUGAGCACUUCCUGGAACAGGUCACCGGCUGCAUCAGCCAAUGGCACGACAAACAGACCGUGGGUCAGCUGCUUAUCCAAUCGUUCUCCAAAGAGAUUCUUGCUAAUAUUUAUUCAGCAUACAUCGAGAAUUUUCUGAACGCCAAAGAUGCAGUGAGGAUCGCAAAGGAGGCCAAGCCAGCAUUCCUCAAGUUCCUGGAGACCAGUAUGCGUGAGAACAAGGAGAAGCAGGCCCUGGGUGAUCUGAUGAUCAAGCCUGUCCAGAGGAUCCCCCGUUAUGAGCUGUUGGUCAAGGAUCUGUUGAAGCACACUCCUGAGGAACAUCCAGACCACCCGUUGCUAUUGGACGCCCAGAGAGACAUCAAGCGAUUGGCUGAGAAGAUCAAUAAGGGGCGUCGCUCUGCGGAAGAGGUGGAGAGAGAGACACGCGUCAUGCAGGAGAUAGAAGCCCACAUCGAGGGAGUGGAACACGUCAGAGAUAUCCUUAACCCAAUGAGGAAGUUCCUGAGACAAGAGAUGGUGAUGGAGGCGAAGACCGUGGGGGGUAAGAAGGACCGUUCUCUCUUCCUCUUCAGUGAUCUGCUCAUCUGCACCACCCUAAAGAGGAAGUCUGGAUCCCUGAGACGCAGCUCCAUGAGCCUGUACUCUGCUGCCAGUGUGAUCGACACUUCCAGUAAAUAUAAGUUCCUGUGGAAGCUUCCCCUAGAGGAUGUGGAGAUUGUGAAAAGCCCCUCCCAGGCAACCAACAAAGAGACCAUCCAGAAGAUGAUUGGUCGAUUGGACGAGGACCUGAGUACACUGGGACACAUCAGCAAACUAUCAGAGACUCUCAGCUUCCCUCACCAGUCUCUGGAUGACGUGAUAAAGGACCUGAUGGUGUCAGUCCACAGGGAGCUUGCAGAGAAACAGUCUCUAGCCUUCAGUAUGAGCUUCCUGCCCACCAAGCUGGAGCUGACCACCGCCUCGGCAGAAACCAGCUUCGUCUUCGAGUUCAGCUCCCCAGACACACGCAGCAACUUCCAACAGGCCUUCGAAGAUGCCAAGAAGCAACUGGCAAUGAAUAAGGACCAGUGGGACCCAGAGUUCCUGAAGGCGAUCCCCAUUAUGAAGACCCGUAGUGGGAUGCAGUUCUCCUGUGCCUCCCCCAGCCACAGUUGUCCAGAGAGCAGCAGUGAGGUGUGGGUGUGUAACAGUGAUGGUUACGUGGGCCAGGUGUGUCUGCUCAACAUCAGAGACCAGCCCACUGUAGAGGCCUGUAUUGCUGUCUGCUCUGCUAGGAUCAUCUGCAUCGCCGCGGUCCCUGGACUCAAGGGGAGGGAACGUGGAGUGGACCCCUUCCCUGCCCCUCCCCGUGUAGCUGUCGACUCCACCCCAUCCCAGCAGCAGCUACACAUCUCCAUUUCUCAUUCGUCGCUGCAGCUGACCGAGCCCCCUUCAGGGGCGGGUCCAGAGUUAGUUCCGUUUGACAGUGAUGACACGGACGAUGAAGAUUCUCCUAGCCCCUCCUCCACUCUGCAGAGCCAAGCCAGUCACUCUACUGUGUCAUCCAGCUAUGCCAAUGAGGAGGGGUCUGGUUCUAAGGACAUGGCUACAGAGACCACCAGUAGUGAGGAGGAGCAGGACUACCCAGAGGCCAGUCCUUAUGGAGCUCCAGGCAGGCCAGGGGUGGGUGGAAGAGGUCGACCCCACAGCGAGAGCCCCAUGGACGGGAGAGCGAUGCGCCGCUCCUCCCGGGGAUCCUUCACUAGAGCCAGUCUGGAGGAUCUGCUCAGCAUUGACCCGGAGGCUUACCAGAGCUCUGUGUGGCUGGGCACAGAGGACGGAUGUAUCCAUGUGUACCAGUCAUCAGACAACAUUCGGAACCGUAAGAACAGCAUGAAGAUGCAGCAUUCUGCCCCCAUCCUGUGUGUUCUCUACCUGGACAACAAGGUGUUUGUGUCCCUGGCCAACGGAGAAGUGAUCGUCUACCAGAGGGAGGCGGGGAGUUUCUGGGACGCCCAGUCAUCUCAGACGUUGAGUCUGGGCACGCCCAGUAGUCCUGUCACUAAGAUGGUCCCGGUCGGUGGGAAGCUGUGGUGUGGUUCACAGAACCGCGUUCUCAUCAUCAACACAACCACACUGGUGCAAGAGCACUGGUUCCAGGUGGGCACAGACAGCAGUAGGUGUGUUACCUGCAUGGUGAGCUACGGCCAGGGGGUGUGGCUGGCGCUCCAGGGUAGUGCCCAGAUCAGACUUUACCACGCCCAGACCUGGGACAGCCUGACGGAGGUGGACGUGGCUCCCGCCGUGCACAAGAUGCUUGCAGGUUCAGAUGCGAUCAUCCGGCAACACAAGGCAGCGUGUCUGAGGAUCACAGCUCUCCUGGGCUGUAAGGACCUGCUGUGGAUCGGGACCAGCGCAGGGGUGGUCCUGACCCUGUCUAUCCCAGCCGUCAGCUCUGGGACUGUGUCAGGGACGCUGCGGUCACCUCUGACCCCCAUGGGCUCCGCUCACGGACACACUGGCCAUGUGAGGUUCCUCACCUCCAUAGAACUACCUGAAGGAUUCAAUGUCAACUUCCCCCUGCCCGCCGAUACCACAGCCCAGAGUGGUGUUGACGGGGGUAAUGGGGGUCUGCAGAGGCGGGACUCCUCUCACCGACGAGCCUCCGCCCUCCUUCCCGUCAAAACCAAUCAGCUGGUGAUCUCAGGUGGCGACGGCUACGAGGACUUCCGGCUGACCAAUAGCAGCAGUGAGACAGUGGGGCGGGACGACAGCACCAACCACUUACUGCUGUGGAGGGUCUGAGCCAAUCAGCCGGCCCCAUUUGAUAAAGCCCACCCCCUAAGCACCAGCAACAUACAGUACUGCCUUGGAGAGUUGUCUGACCCCUUUAAACCCCACCCUCAGCUGAAACCGCACACAAACCCCGCCCUCCUCUUUGAACCUCUCCCCCUUUUUAUUAGGUCCAGUUUUUUUUGUCCUUUGCUCAAUCUUCUGAUCUCUCUGUGCACGGAUGUUGUUAGCCCAGACUGAAAAACUACAGACUCACUUUAAACCAGGUUUCUGUUGUUUUAGUUUAUUCCGAUGCAACUGUGUGUGUUAAUCGCUGAGUGGUGUGUGCUUGGGUGUUCCGGCGUGAAUCGCCCUCCACUUGUAUUGCUCAGUCUGUGGACUCCGUCUCAUAAUGAAACUCUACAGACUUUACUUGGAGAGAGGGAACAAGAGAGAGAGAGAGAGAGAGAGGGAACAAGAGAGAGAGAGAGAGAGAGAGGGAACAAGAGAGAG